CUUCAUAUCCACCUUCCAAAAUCCCUAGAAUCCCACUCCAAAAUCCACCCCAAACCAUCCCAGCCUCAACCCACCAUGGCCUCAACGCCCCAUUCCCUCUCCUCUCCUCUCCCUCCCCCUCUCCCUCCAACUCUCCAUCUACGAACUCGCCCUCAUCUCCCCUCCCCCCCUCCUCCUCGACUGCCCAUGCGACAGCUCGUAUCGCACUCGCAAGCCCCAGGAGCUAAUCGACCACGCCGCUGGAUCACCAGCAACCUCCAACCCCCCUCCCAGCCCCGCUCACCCGCACCUGCCGCGCACUGCACCGCAUCACGCCGCCCAUCUUCUACAGCGACAACGUCUUCCGCGUGCGCUACUGCAACCACGUCGGCGCGGACGUGCUAGCAGGGCCACUCGCGUGGCUGCGCGCGCUGGGGUUGGCGAACCGCGCGCGGCUGCGGUGGCUGUUCUUCUACGACCGCAAUCCGCGGCAUGAUUCGUGGAGUGGGGAUGUGCAGAAGGCGAGGGCGCGGCCGGCGGUGGUGGAGCUAGGGGCAAGGUUUGAGACGGUUAGUGACGAC
Molecule: messenger RNA, 560 nt
Organism: Mytilinidion resinicola
Lineage: Eukaryota; Fungi; Ascomycota; Dothideomycetes; Mytilinidiales; Mytilinidiaceae
Exons: 1
Coding region: 76-384 (102 amino acids)
Source: RefSeq, a predicted model, not a curated record